ACACAUACAGAGAGAGAGAGAGAGAGAGAGAGAGAGAGAGAGAGAGAGAGAGAGAGAGAGAGAGAGAGAGAGAGAGAGAGAGAGAGAGCGAUGGCAAUUCCUGCUAAUGCUGCUGCCUCGUUGAGCUUCCCGGUGAUCAACAUGGAGAAGCUUGAGACCGAGGAGAGGGGCGCCGCCAUGGGGCUCAUCGGCGACGCCUGCGAGAACUGGGGCUUCUUCGAGCUGCUGAACCAUGGCAUCUCGCACGAGCUGAUGAACGAGGUGGAGCGGGUGAGCAAGGCGCACUACACGGCGUGCCGAGAGGACAAGUUCAAGGAGUUCGCGGCGAAGACGCUGGAGGCCGGCGAGAAGGGCGCCGACGUGAAGGACGUGGACUGGGAGAGCACCUUCUUCGUCCGCCACCUCCCCGCCUCCAACCUCGCCGACCUGCCCGACCUCGACCACCACUACAGGCAAGUGAUGAAGGAAUUCGCGGCGGAGAUCGAGAAGCUGGCGGAGAAGGUGCUGGACCUGCUGUGCGAGAACCUGGGCCUGGAGCAGGGCUACCUGAAGCGGGCCUUUGCCGGGUCCAAGGGCCCGACGUUCGGCACCAAGGUGAGCAGCUACCCGCCGUGCCCGCGCCCCGACCUGGUCGCCGGCCUCCGCGCGCACACCGACGCCGGCGGCGUCAUCCUGCUGUUCCAGGACGACCGGGUGAGCGGGCUCCAGCUCCUCAAGGAUGGAGCAUGGGUGGACGUGCCGCCCAUGCGCCACGCCAUCGUCGUCAACAUCGGCGACCAGCUGGAGGUGAUCACCAACGGGCGGUACAAGAGCGUGAUGCACCGCGUGCUCACCCGCCCCGACGGCAACCGCAUGUCCCUCGCCUCCUUCUACAACCCCGGCGCGGACGCCGUCAUCUUCCCUGCCCCGGCGCUCCUCGAGGAGCUGUCGGAGGAGGAGGCGGAGCGCGCCGGGAGCGCCGUGUACCCGAGGUUCGUGUUCGAGGACUACAUGAACCUGUACUUGCGCCACAAGUUCGAGGCCAAGGAGCCGCGCUUCGAGGCCAUGAAGGCGGACGCCGCGCCCAUCGCCACUGCGUGACUAGUGGACUGCGCGCGCAUAAGUUCAUGUGCUCGUACGUGCCAGUACUCAGACAAAAGUAUUUUCAGACUUGUGUUGUGGUGUGUACUGUAAGAUAUUAUGCGUGUAAUGUUGUCACUGGUAUUUUUCUUAUUUGCUUUUCUAAAGGGUACUAUGUUUCAGUUCA
Molecule: messenger RNA, 1246 nt
Organism: Triticum urartu
Lineage: Eukaryota; Viridiplantae; Streptophyta; Magnoliopsida; Poales; Poaceae
Product: 1-aminocyclopropane-1-carboxylate oxidase 3
Source: RefSeq, a predicted model, not a curated record